AUGGCCACCCCGGGCCCGGCUGCUCCUCACUCCGGCCCUCCCAUGCCCAUCCAAGCUGUCCACUCCCCCCGCCACAGCUGUCUGCUCACGAGCCCAUCGAGCAUGUCGGGUGGGCACAGAAGACAUCCACCGCCGCCGCUGUUGACCGUCCGUCUGGCCGGCCUCCAUGUCCAGAGAUCUGCAGCCGGCGCUCUCGCAGAUAUCUCAGCCGCCUUCUUUGCCUUCUUCUUUUCACCGCGCGAACUUGAACUGCCAGCUGACCGGCGCCUACUAGAGGAUUCGAGUGGAAUUCCGCGGCUGUGUCCCCGAUUCGACGGAUCAGCUUGGCCGGCGUCGAUGGCUGCGCUCAUCAAGGAGUGA
Messenger RNA from Puccinia triticina, 360 nucleotides. RefSeq lists its product as uncharacterized. The transcript has 2 exons. NCBI's taxonomy places the organism in Eukaryota, Fungi, Basidiomycota, Pucciniomycetes, Pucciniales, Pucciniaceae. The coding region runs from base 1 to 360 and encodes 119 amino acids. The record is from RefSeq and is a predicted model, not a curated record.